This is a messenger RNA of Limulus polyphemus (Atlantic horseshoe crab), 3521 nucleotides long. RefSeq names its product tetratricopeptide repeat protein 30A-like (gene Ttc30). The transcript has 16 exons. NCBI's taxonomy places the organism in Eukaryota, Metazoa, Arthropoda, Merostomata, Xiphosura, Limulidae. Gene Ontology annotation, molecular function: intraciliary transport particle B binding; protein binding. The record is from RefSeq and is a predicted model, not a curated record. Gene Ontology annotation, cellular component: axonemal microtubule; intraciliary transport particle B. The coding region runs from base 101 to 2056 and encodes 651 amino acids. Gene Ontology annotation, biological process: intraciliary transport.
CAUAAAUAUUAGAAGUGGAAGAUUGUUGUCAGUGGAUAAAAUUGGAGAUGUAAAAAUUUAAGUGUAUAAUAAUUAAACUAUCUUCAAGAAUCGCCUAAAAAUGACAAGGGGCAGUGCUAGAAUAAGAGAUGGAGAGUACACUAAAGCUGUGUAUACAAUGAUAAAAGAAAGUCAGUUCAAGGAGGCAAUUGAAGUUCUGAAUGAUCAGCAUCAGAGUAAUCCAAGUUCAAGAGCAGCUCUCUCGUUGUUGGCUUACUGUUACUACUUCACCCAAGAUUUUGUGAAUGCAGCUAACUGCUAUGAACAAUUGACAUUGAUUUGUCCAGACAUAGAUGAGUACAAGUUGUAUUAUGCUCAAUCUUUGUACCAAGCUUGUCUUUAUGAGGAAGCUAUGAAAGUUACUGUGCAAAUAGAAAAUCAAGAGUAUCAGUCAGAGAUUAUUAAACUACAGGCAGCUAUUAAAUAUGGAGAAGAAGACUUAAGUGCAGCAAAGAGCCUUGUUGACCAAGCUCCUCCAGAUGAUCCUGAUACAGAAGUUAAUCUUGGUUGUUUGCUGUACAAGGAGGGAAGGUUUGAAGAAGCAUGCACUAAAUUUACAAGUGCAAUGCAGGUAGAAGGUUAUAAGCCAGAUUUGUCCUACAACAUAGCUUUAUGCCACUACAGCAUGAAGCAGUUUGCUCCUGCUCUUAAGCAUAUUGCAGACAUCAUUGAAAGAGGAAUCCGUGAACAUCCAGAAUUAAGUGUUGGAAUGACAACAGAAGGUAUUGAAGUAAGAAGUGUUGGAAACACCAUUACUCUUCAUGAAACUGCUCUAAUUGAGGCAUUUAACCUAAAAGCUGCUAUUGAAUAUCAGCUGAAAAAUUAUGAUGCAGCAAGAGAAGCUCUUACAGAUAUGCCACCUCGUUCUGAAGAAGAACUUGAUGCUGUCACUCUCCACAAUCAAGCACUAAUGAACAUGGAAACCCAUCCCACUGAGGGGUUUGAGAAACUGCAAUUCUUGAUUCAGCAAAAUCCUUUCCCUCCAGAAACUUUUGGAAAUCUGCUUUUGCUGUACUGUAAAUUUGAGUACUAUGACCUUGCAGCAGAUGUUCUAGCUGAAAAUGCUCACUUGACUUACAAAUAUUUGACUCCUUACCUGUAUGAUUUUUUGGAUGCACUGAUAACCCAGCAGACCUCUCCUGAGGAAGCAUACCGGAAGUUUGAUGAGAUGGCAGCUCGCCACACAGAGUCUCUCAGGAAGUUAACCAAACUUGUACAAGAGGCUCGUCAAAACAAUGAAGAUGAACAAGUCAAGAAGGCAGUUAACGAUUUUGAAGAAGCUCUAGAGAAGUAUAUACCAGUACUAAUGGCCCAAGCCAAAGUUUACUGGGACAUGGAGAACUACCCCCAAGUGGAGAAAAUCUUUCGAAAGUCAGUAGAGUUUUGUAAUGAACAUGAUACUUGGAAACUUAACGUUGCUCAUGUCUUAUUUAUGCAGGAAAACAAGUUUAAAGAAGCAACAGGUUUCUAUGAACCAAUUGUUAAAAAGCAUUAUGAUCAUAUUUUGAAUGUCAGUGCUAUUGUGCUUGCAAACUUAUGUGUCUCCUACAUCAUGACUAGUCAGAAUGAAGAGGCUGAAGAGUUAAUGAGAAAGAUUGAAAAAGAGGAAGAACAAUUAGCUUAUGAAGAUUCUAACAAGAAAAUAUUUCACCUAUGUAUCGUAAACUUGGUCAUAGGAACCCUCUAUUGUGCAAAAGGUAACUAUGACUUUGGAAUCUCACGAGUUAUCAAGAGCUUGGAGCCAUACAGUAAGAAACUUGGUACUGAUACUUGGUUUUAUGCCAAGAGGUGUUUCCUAUCAUUGUUAGAGAAUCUUGCAAAGCAAGUAAUUAUGAUCCGUGAUACUGUCCUGUAUGAUGCACUCCAGUUCCUUACUCAGUGUGAAAGUUAUGGUCGAAAUGUGAAAGCUGUGAUAGAACAACCAUUAGAAGAAACGCCACUUCAUCCUGGAAAGAAUACUGUCACCUAUGAAGCUCGCCUGCUUAAGGCAUUGCUACUAGAAAUUAUGAAUAAUUGAAUCAAAUUUCGUAUUUAUUUGUAGUAUUGACACUUGACGCCAUCUAUUUACAUAGUUUGGAACAUUAAUACAAAUACUUAAAUUAAAAGAGCAUUGUUCAUAUGUGAAAAAAUAUCUUCAUUUUAGUUGAUCAUUGUUCUUUCCACUAUUAUGUAAAUUUAAAUGUUUUAUGGGAGUCUAUCAUUUUGGUUACAUUGAAGUCAUGCAUUCAAGUUACACAGCUGACAUACCAUUUAGUAAUCUUACCAACAACAUUUGUGCUUCAUCUAACUUUUACAUGGCCUUCACAUCUGUAAUAGUCAAGAGAAGUAUGCGAAACAUUAAGUGGCCAUCUCAGACAUAUCAAAUAAUACUUUAAAUGAAACAACUUAUAAGCUUUCAAAACCUUUUUUAAAAUGUACUUUUGUGAACACAUGAACAGUGUAAAUGACUAGGGAAACAGUUUAUGGGAGGUUAUUAUUAAACAAAAAGGUAUAUCUGGCAGUUAUUCUUACUUAGUGUAAACACAAAUUAAAGAAGUGCAAUGAACAAGUUCCUGUACAUGUGCUUGUUUCUGUGAUAUCUUUUGUCAAAUGUUUAUCAUGCCAUCACUAGACUAGCAAAGAAAUUAUGAGCAUAGUCACCAUGAACAGUGGAUUGACAUAAAAAUUACCUCAAUUUCUAUCAUCUAUGCAUAGAAAUAUAUAUCAGUGUAUUUUCAGGCUAAAUCAUUCCUAUAUUAAAGAGAAAAAGUAAAUAAAAAUAUGAUAUUCUAUAAUUAUUUCACAUUUCCUUAGAAUAUUUUCUCAUUUUUGUGAUAUGCAAUUUGGUUUAUCAAUAAACCUAAAGAAAACAAGUUUACUAUUACUUAAAGUGAUACAUUCAGAGUGUUUGUUCAGUGCACCCAAAUUGUCAUAUGUCUUAUGACACUAUGAUAGAUUUAACUCUAUUCACAAAAGCUAAACUGUUGAUAAUUUGACCUCCCAUUUUUUCAACCCUCUGCUAACAAUUGUUUUGAACUUAUAUUUGUAAUAUUUGUACUUCUAAAAGUGAACUUCCUAGUGCUGUGACUUUACUAUUUGCUUUUCACUGGGUGAUGAAAUUCCAUUUUUUUAACGGUUUACAUACUCUUUCCAUUAGUUUUACCUAAUUUUUAUAGAUAUGUUUUAUUUACUUAUUUAAAAUCUUUUUUUUUUUCCAACUAAUAAUUUGGGGUAAUUUUAUGUUAUCUGUAGAAAAAAAUGAUUAUGAAAAAUAGGUGUUCAUAUCUAGUAGUUAAUUUUACUUAAUUAUAAACACAAAUUGCAACAAGUAAUUACUUUUAAUUUACCAUGGAACUGAUGUUUUUUGAGUUAUUGUCAGUUGUUCACUUUUUUUUUCAUCAACUUUGAUAUGCAAGUAAAUUAAAAACUUUGAAACAUUUUAUUUCUAGUCUUUUUACCUUAUUUGUAUGAACAAGAGUUCUACUUGUGAUAUUUGAAUUAAA